Molecule: messenger RNA, 789 nt
Organism: Macadamia integrifolia
Lineage: Eukaryota; Viridiplantae; Streptophyta; Magnoliopsida; Proteales; Proteaceae
Product: nuclear cap-binding protein subunit 2-like
Exons: 6
Coding region: 235-789 (184 amino acids)
Biological process (GO): mRNA cis splicing, via spliceosome
Cellular component (GO): nuclear cap binding complex
Molecular function (GO): RNA cap binding
Source: RefSeq, a predicted model, not a curated record
AAUAGACGCCAGAAAAUUGUAUAGGAAACGGAAUUUUGGCGAACCCUUGCUGUUGGAACUUGGAACUUGGAACUUGGAACUACGAACUCCUUAGAAGGGAACUACGCCCAGCUGUGACAGUAAAGAGAACAGAGAAGAAAAUGAAAUCUUUGUUGUGAGAUGGACAUACUGCGGAGCUAAAAUUUUUCUUUUUGGGUCACUUUAAUUGGAUGCGUUGGUGGUAAUCGGAGAACAAUGGCUUCUUUGUUUAAGGAUGCCAACAAGCUUUCAGUAUACCGGGAUAGAAGAUUUCCAGGUUCACAAGAAGAAUUUGAACAUGCACUACAAACCUCAACGACUGUUUAUAUUGGGAAUAUGUCCUUCUACACUACUGAAGAGCAAGUUUAUGAACUAUUCUCUCGUGCUGGGGAGAUUAAGAAAAUCAUUAUGGGUUUGGAUAAGAACACUAAAACCCCAUGUGGAUUUUGCUUUGUCCUAUAUUAUUCUAGAGGUGAUACUGAGGAUGCCGUUAAAUACAUAAGUGGGACGAUUCUUGAUGAUCGUCCUAUUCGUGUGGAUUUUGAUUGGGGGUUCCAAGAAGGCAGGCAAUGGGGCCGUGGUCGAAGUGGUGGGCAGGUGCGGGAUGAGUAUCGUACUGACUAUGAUCCAGGUAGAGGUGGUUAUGGAAAAUUGGUUCAGAGAGAGCUGGAAGCACAGAGGCAGCUUGUAGAUUAUGGCACAGGGUCUUUGGGCUCUUUCCCUCCAGUUAUGCCAUCUCAUAGUAAGUUUUGGAAGCAACCAAUUCUUUAG